CUUUCAUCUUGAAGCUCAAUAAACAAGAAAUCUCUAAAAUCUUCUGAUUUUUCUAAGUCUUUUUCUUAUCUUCUGUUUGGCUUCUGAGAAAGUGUUUUAAGAAGAACAAUGAAUGCAUUAGUGGCAACCAACAGAAACUUCAAGCUAGCAGCCAGGCUUCUUGGUUUGGAUUCUAAGCUUGAAAAGAGUCUCCUCAUUCCCUUCAGGGAAAUCAAGGUUGAAUGCACCAUACCCAAAGAUGAUGGCACAUUGGCAACUUUUGUUGGCUUUAGGAUUCAACAUGACAAUGCUAGAGGUCCUAUGAAAGGAGGAAUCAGAUAUCACCCUGAGGUUGACCCUGAUGAAGUGAAUGCAUUGGCCCAACUAAUGACAUGGAAGACAGCAGUUGCAAACAUCCCAUAUGGUGGGGCUAAAGGUGGUAUAGGAUGUAACCCUGGAGAGUUGAGCAAAUCCGAACUAGAACGCCUCACUCGAGUUUUCACCCAGAAAAUACAUGAUCUUAUCGGAAUUCAUACCGAUGUUCCAGCACCUGAUAUGGGUACUGGUCCGCAGACAAUGGCAUGGAUACUAGAUGAGUACUCAAAAUUCCAUGGUCAUUCACCUGCUGUGGUGACCGGAAAACCGAUUGAUCUUGGAGGAUCACUUGGCAGAGAUGCGGCCACUGGCCGAGGGGUGCUGUUUGCAACUGAGGCCCUUCUUAAUGAACAUGGCAAGUCCAUCUCUGGACAAAAAUUUGUAAUUCAGGGUUUUGGGAAUGUUGGUUCUUGGGCUGCACAACUCAUCCAUGAAAAGGGAGGGAAGGUUGUUGCAUUAAGUGAUAUAACAGGGGCCAUCAAGAACAGCAAUGGCAUUGAUAUUCCCUCAUUGCUCAAACAUGUGAAAGAAAACAAGGGUAUCAAAGGGUUCCAUGGUGGGGAUUCCAUCGACCCGAAAUCGGUUCUUGUCGAAGACUGUGACAUACUCAUCCCGGCAGCACUCGGAGGCGUCAUCAACAGGGAAAAUGCAAAUGAGAUUAAAGCAAAGUUCAUUAUUGAAGCAGCUAACCAUCCAACCGACCCAGAGGCUGAUGAGAUUUUGUCAAAGAAAGGAGUCAUUAUACUGCCAGACAUUUAUGCAAACUCUGGAGGAGUCACUGUUAGUUACUUUGAGUGGGUUCAGAACAUUCAAGGUUUCAUGUGGGAUGAAGAGAAGGUGAACAGUGAGCUAAAGACAUACAUGACCAAAGGGUUUAAAGAUGUUAAGCAGAUGUGCCAAACACACAACUGCGACCUCCGAAUGGGAGCCUUUACCCUCGGAGUUAACCGCGUUGCUCGGGCUACCGUUCUUAGAGGUUGGGAAGCAUAAGAAUGCUUAGUGCUAAUGCUGGUUUUGAAAUAAACAUGGAGGAUACUAUGGACCCCUCUGAUUCUUGCCCA
This is a messenger RNA of Gossypium raimondii (Peruvian cotton), 1415 nucleotides long. RefSeq names its product probable glutamate dehydrogenase 3. Bases 109 to 1344 code for a protein of 411 amino acids. The record is from RefSeq and is a predicted model, not a curated record. Gene Ontology annotation, biological process: L-glutamate catabolic process. Gene Ontology annotation, cellular component: mitochondrion. NCBI's taxonomy places the organism in Eukaryota, Viridiplantae, Streptophyta, Magnoliopsida, Malvales, Malvaceae. Gene Ontology annotation, molecular function: L-glutamate dehydrogenase (NAD+) activity. The transcript has 9 exons.